AUGCAGAGGUUGCGCUCGACCUUCAAGAGGUCGCGUACCCCAACGGGAGCCGAGAUGAAGUCUCAGUCGAGUCUGGAGGUGCCGAAGCAGGUGAGAUCGGCCUCUUUCGACGAGAUUCAAUUAGAAGUUAAACGCCAGGACGACGUCAGGGACUCCAGGUCAACCAGAACGACCUCCUCCUCGUCGUCCUCUUGUUCGCCGGCCAGAUCGCAGGAUUCCUCGCGUGGACGGCGAUCCGCGACCCUUAGAGUACCUUAUCUGCAAAGUACUCAACGAUCCAAGAGCUUCGACGUCUGCGAAAGAAGCUAUGGAUCGUCCUCCAGCCAACAGUCCCUCGGUAGCGUUCGUCGUCCCGAGACACCGACCAUUCAAGUAUCUGGAUGCUACCACUGUGCCUGCGUCGAAGAGUACAAGAGACUUUACUCGAGCAGGGAGGACGACGAUCCUUCGUCGAGGGAGGACGACUUGCCGGACCAAGCGGAUGACACCUCGGACGAUGAAGACUCCGAACUGGAGCACAAAAGCGAGGGCAGCCCGGAGAUACGUGUCACUCUGGCCACGUUCACGGAAAGGCUCGUCCUCGACGAACCACCCGUUCUACCGCCCCCAGUGCUACCGGAAAUCGUAUCGGACGUUGCAUCGCAAGAGGAUGCGGACACCAGCUGCGAGAUCAGGGGCGGUCUGUUUCCGGGCCGUGAACGGAGAAGGUCGAUCGCUUCCCCGAAAUUGGCCCGACAGGAGGCACUGACCUCGUAUCCCGUCGAGCUGCCCACGGUAGUCAGUUCGACCGAGGACGAGGAUAAGGCGGAUGACGACGACGACGACGACGAGGACGAUAACGUUGCGUCCAGCAAGUGCAAGUUCGUGGUCAGAGAUAUAUUUCUGACCGUUCCGGAGUUGAAACGGGACCGCGCCGCGUCAGUGUUCGUUCUGCCUACCGAGGCGCAGACGAGGUACACUGCUCUGCUGCCAGGCACCGAGGCUCGACCUACAAGAGGAGGGAGAGAGGAGGGCGGAACGAGUGCCGGUCACCGUGAACCACGAUCGACGCCCGAUUGGGGUCCCGGAGCAGUUAAUGGAGAACAUCUUUGGGUACCGACGUCCGCUUCCGGCGAUUUCUGUUACGUCAAUGACUGUUCCAAACACGGACCCCGGAUGAAAUGCGCCGCUUGCCGCGUGGUGGCUCACGCGUUGUGCGCGAACAGUCUGAAUUUCGCCUGUAAACCGAGCUUCCGUGACGUGGGGGUCCGUCAGUACCGGGAGCAGACGAACACGCAGCACCAUUGGGUCCAUCGUCGUUCUCAGAAAGGGAAGUGCACGAACUGCGGCAAGUCCUUCCAAUCGAAGCUGAGCUUCUCCUCGAAGGAGAUCGUCGCGGUGAGCUGCAGCUGGUGCAAGAUCGCCUAUCACAACAAAGAGGCGUGCUUCAACGUGCAGAAGAUCGGCGAGAACUGCGAGCUGGGCGUGCACUCGUCGAUCGUGGUGCCGCCAGCGUGGAUCGUGAAGCUGCCCCGAAAGGGUAGCUUCAAGAGCAGCCUGAGAAAAUCGCCCCGCAAGAAGAAGUCCGGCGAGAGUCGAAAGAAAUCGAAGGAGAAGGAGAAGGACAAGGAACAAGAGAAGGAACAGGAUAAACAGUGGGUGGUGAAACCGAUACCGACCGCGUCCGUGAAACCUGUGCUGGUGUUCAUCAAUCCGAAAUCAGGCGGGAAUCAGGGCGCUAAGCUGUUGCAGAAGUUCCAGUGGCUUCUGAACCCGAGACAGGUCUUCGAUCUGACUCAGGGUGGACCUAGGAUGGGGCUCGAAUUGUUCAAGAAAGUUCGUAAUCUCCGGGUGCUCGCGUGCGGCGGUGACGGUACUGUCGGCUGGGUGCUGUCGGUUCUGGACCAGAUCGGUUGCCCUUCGCCGCCGGCGGUCGGAGUGCUUCCUCUCGGUACCGGAAACGAUCUAGCGAGAGCGUUGGGAUGGGGCGGCGGCUACACGGACGAGCCGAUCGGGAAAAUCCUUACGAACAUCGGGGAGAGCGACACGAUACUUUUGGACAGAUGGCAGCUGGUAGUCGAGAGGAAUCCGGACGCUCAGGGCGACGACGACAACGGCAAGGGCAAAGAGAAUUUACCGCUGAACGUCGUCAAUAAUUACUUCUCCCUUGGCGUGGAUGCUCACAUCGCCCUCGAAUUUCACGAGGCCCGAGAGGCACAUCCGGAGAAGUUCAACUCACGGAUACGGAACAAGAUGUAUUACGGUCAGAUGGGCGGCAAGGAUCUCGUGCUGCGGAAAUGGAAGGAUCUCUCGGAGUACGUGACGCUCGACUGCGAUGGCCAGGAUCUCACGCCGAAAUUGAAAGAGCAUCGCGUGCACGCGAUAGUGUUCUUGAAUAUCGCCUCGUACGGGGGUGGUACGCAUCCAUGGGGCGCCGCGAGUGGUACCAAGGAGCCAUCCACCGAGGAUGGACUGAUCGAGGUGGUCGGCUUGACGACCUAUCAGCUUCCGCUUCUUCAAGCCGGCGGACACGGCACUUGCAUAGCACAGUGCAGCACCGCUAAGCUGGUUACCACAAAGACCAUUCCAAUGCAGGUCGACGGAGAAGCCUGUCGCCUGCUGCCAUCCAUCAUAACCAUGCAGUUGUUGAACAAAGCGACGAUGCUGGCGAAACGAAGGAACGCGGGCAGGCCCCAGCAGGAUGUGAAGCUGGAACGAUUGAAAUUGCCCGUGAUGAAAAUCAAAAUGCCUGACUAUGAGAGGUAUCAUCACGACAAGGACAUGCUGAAGAACUCGGCGACGAUGUGGAUAGCGGAUCCCCUAGAUCUGGACGCAACCGCGGACCUGGAAUCCCUUAGGAAGAUACUCGCGAAGGAUCAUAACAUGGACACUUGUUGCUUCCUCGACUCGUGUACCGCGGAGCGAUUCUUCAGGAUCGACCGAGCUCAAGAGCAGCUGCAUUACGUCACGGACGUGGCUGUCGAUGCGGUGUACGUGCUCGAGGAAAGUGCGACCAAUCAAUCAUCGGGUGAACCGGAGCCGGCGAAGGUCUCCGCGAACCAAGAGCCCGAGACAGCUCAUCCUUCGCCCAGCGAAGAACGACCAAAGACAAACGCAGCCAUGACAGAAGCGCCGGUCGUUGAAGAACAAAAGGCGCAGCCGGAGAUCGAAGCGCCACCGAAGCCGGUCGAAACGAAGCCGCAGCCCGAAGAAACCCAGAACGACCGCUCUGAAUCUCAGGGUUCGUUGAGCAAAACCGUUCCGAGCGAGCCGAAAAACGCGAGGAAAGAGGAGAGAGUAUCUGGCGACCCUAUCAGGCAAAGCAGUUCCUCGAAAUCGAUCUCUGCGACGGCUGUCGCUCAGUCGCAACACCAGGCAUCACUCACUUUCAUUAGUCCGCGAGAUAGGCUUUUCGGUCUAAGUUCAGAGGUUCACACGUUUAGCACGGGAUUACUGGAGAAAACCAGCGACGGUAUACUGAAAGCCGCGAAAAUCGGUGAUCUCAGGGCUUUGAAGGAGCUCCACGAUAAAGGUUACUCCCUACUGUCCAUCGACGCCACUGGGCAAACCGCUCUGCAUUUGUCCUCGAGACACGGUCACAAGGAUAUCGUCAGAUACCUGAUCGCUUGCGCGCCAUCGAGCAUUCUCAACAUGGUCGACAACGACAAAGGUCAGACUGCUCUGCACAAAGCGGCUCAAUAUAAGCGUCGUUCCAUUUGCUGCAUGUUAGUGGCGGGCGGUGCUACUUUAACCGUCAAGGAUCGACACGGCAACACGGCCCGUGAUCUUGCUCUGCAAGCAGAGGACCGUGAUCUCGCAGCAUAUUUAUACAGUCAAGAGCAGUUCCAGCUGACAACGGAAGAAAUGGAGAACGCCCUUUGACCUCCGGCCGUAAUUGGCAGGGCCUGAGCGAACCUCCCGGUUGAAUCCACUGGCUCCGAUGGAAUCCGAGCGAAGUCCUAGAUCCGACGCUCGUCGAUCAACCGCCCAGCCGUGGUAUCAUGCGAUCCCCCUCACAGGCGUAAGUUCUCGCAGGGAGAAGCGUGUGACAAAACAACAAUUUACAGUGGGGACACGGUUUUUGGUUUGUCCCGGUGCUCUCCAGAAUAUCCUGUUCUCGUCGAAGAGCCUCGAAAUCACUUUCCGUCGAGCGUCCAUUAACGACACACAUAAACACACAUAC
Molecule: messenger RNA, 4162 nt
Organism: Dufourea novaeangliae
Lineage: Eukaryota; Metazoa; Arthropoda; Insecta; Hymenoptera; Halictidae
Gene: rdgA
Product: eye-specific diacylglycerol kinase
Exons: 11
Coding region: 1-3861 (1286 amino acids)
Biological process (GO): lipid phosphorylation; diacylglycerol metabolic process; intracellular signal transduction
Molecular function (GO): protein binding; ATP-dependent diacylglycerol kinase activity
Source: RefSeq, a predicted model, not a curated record